AUGGCGUCCUCAACCAAUAUUAAGGUUGUUUGUCGGUUUCGGCCCCAAAAUGCUCUCGAACUCAGAGAGGGCGGCGAUAUCGUAGUCGCCUUCGAUGAGAAUCUUCAGACCGUGCAGAUGAAGAACUCGCAGGCCGUUUCUGGGCCAGAGAAGGAUGGAUUCACAUUCGACAGAGUUUUUCUGAUGGGCACAAAACAACACAAAGUAUUCGAUUACGGUGUUAAAGACAUUGUGAAAGCGCACUCUCAUACAUCCAGCGUACCCUCUCACAUCCUCCCUCAUACCCUCUCGUAUCCUCUCUCAUACCCUCUCGCAUCCUCCCUUCAUACCCUCUCAUAUAUCCAACGCAUCCUCUCGCAUCCUCCUUCGUACCCUCUCAUAUAUCCACUGCACCCUCCUGCACCCUCUCUCGCACCCUCUCUCGCACCCUCUCGCACCUACAAUGCACCCUUCAGGGAUGUAUUAAAUCCAUAG
Suillus subalutaceus is the source of this 474-nucleotide messenger RNA. RefSeq lists its product as uncharacterized. The record is from RefSeq and is a predicted model, not a curated record. NCBI's taxonomy places the organism in Eukaryota, Fungi, Basidiomycota, Agaricomycetes, Boletales, Suillaceae. The coding region runs from base 1 to 474 and encodes 157 amino acids. The transcript has 4 exons.